UACCAAAAAAAAGCAAACAAUUCGUAUUUUUCAACCGCCUUUUAGUCUCUAUACAUAUUCUUAUAAAAUUUGUUCUUUAAUUUUUUGUUUGUUCGUUUUUAAUAAUAGUUGUAAAUUAGUUUUCAUUCCCAGUUAAUACCAACAAAUAUGUACAUUUCUAGCAAAACUUUUUUAUUAUUAGUGUUUUUCUUUCACACAUUUUCGUAUUCGUACGGAAAUGAUAAGGUUAGAUAUGCAGCUGUUAUAUAUAGACAUGGUGAUAGAACUCCAGUUGAAUGCUACCCCACAGACCCUUGGAGGAACGAAUCCCUGUGGCCGGUGAAAUUUGGACAAUUGACCAAUAUUGGUAAAAGACAACACUUUGCAUUAGGCCAAUGGCUUCGCCAACGUUAUUCACAUUUAUUGUCAACUGAAUUUGAACCUACUGAGCUGCAUGUCAGGUCUACAGAUGUUGAUCGUACUCUAAUGUCUGCACAAGCUAAUUUAGCAGGAAUGUAUCCGCCAAGUGGUAAUAGUAUAUGGGACAAUCAGCUUAUGUGGCAACCUAUACCAGUUCAUACAAAGCCUGUGUUUGAGGAUAACUUGCUAGCUAUGGAAAAACCCUGUACCACAUACACACAAGUUUUCAAUGAAUAUGUGAACUCAGAAAAGUACUUGACUCGGCUUAGUAAAUAUAAAAGUCUUAUGGAAUACUUAUCAUAUCAUACUGGUGAAAAUGUAACUGACUAUAAUGAUAUCAACAAUAUUUAUAAUACAUUGUACAUUGAAGAGCUAUACAAUUUCACUCUACCUAAUUGGACACAGAGCGUAUAUCCUGACAAGUUAUUGGAACCGGCCUGUUACAGUUUUACCUUAAAGACCGUUUUACCAAUACUUGCACGCUUGAAAGUUGGUCCGCUACUCAAACAUAUCAUUGAAGAAAUGAUCAAUAUAAUGAAGUUCGAAUUUUUGGGCAUAGAUGAGGUGGGACCGAGAGUAUCUAUUUUUAGCGGCCAUGAUGUGACAGUAGCUAAUUUUCUAAAUGCAUUAGGCAUGUUCGAUGGAAAAUGCCCUAUAUACACAUCCGCAGUAUUUAUGGAACUGUUGCAUGAAACGUCUGCUGAUAAGAUGAUCGAUCAAGAAUAUUUUAUAAGGAUCUCAUAUAGAAAUGUAACAGAGAUAGUGGAACCUCAUGUUUUAGAUAUACCGCACUGUGGGAAGAAAUGUCCUCUAGAAAAAUUUAUAAAGUUAUACAAACAUUUACAUUCUGUUGACUGGGACUAUGAAUGUGAACAUCAGCCACUAUCUGCAAUCCAUGUCUUUCCCCUAAUCGGUUUGGGAAUAAUUAUGUACUAUGCAGCAGUGAAAUGCAGGUCUAAGUUAACUUACUCAAAUUUGCAUACAAUCUCUAAAAACUAUGACCGAUGAUAACACUGUAUUAAGACUGUACCUAAAUACUGCCAAACACAACACGACUUUGAUGCUACGCGUCCUGUGCAUUAGCAGCGACGUACGAAAACGUCUAUUAUACGCACAGGUGUUGCAUUAUGGACGAUUUUGUUAAUUUAGUUAUAGUUUAAUUAAAUUUUUGACACAGCUUUAUUUGCUACUAUAUAAAUAGUAUACUAUAUAUAUAUAUAUAUAUAUAUAUAUAUAUAUAUAUAUAUAUAUAUAUAUAUAUUACAGAUUAUUUAAGUAAAUAAGUUUAUAAUUAAUAUUGUGUUAAAAUAUAUAUUUUACAAAUAAUGGAAUUCCAGGAUAAAUAAGUUUGAAUAAAUACUCAAUUAUUUAUUUCAAAUACACAAUGUAAUUUAUUUCAUAGUAUUAAUAUUACAGAGAAGUAUUACGACUGUCUAAUUUUAUUUGCUGUAUUGUUAAAUUUGUUUAUGUUUGUGAAUGACUAAAAUGAUAAUAUAUACCUGUAACGACAAAGACUAUAUAUUAGCAGAUUAUAUUUAGAGCGCCUUGUGUUGAUUGUAAAUAGUCUGAAAUUUGUUGUUAUAACAUAGUUAUAAUUAUAUAAUUAAAGAGAGACUUACCUACAUUAGACAUAUACAAUUUUAUAUUAUUGUUGAAAGUAUUGUAUGAAACGUUACAUAAAUAUUAUCAGUACGAAGUAAUAAAUAAAUAGUAUAAGUAAAUUAGAUAUUACGUUCACAUUCAUAUUUUUCAAAGAAAACCUAAUUGCAUCCUUUAGUGGAUAGUUCGAACUCAGAUUUUACAUAUAACCUAAUCGACGUAAAUGCGAUUGUAAACUCACACUAGAUACUCAGUUUGUUAAUUUGUAACAGUUUUAUUAAUACGUAUAUUAUAAUUUCACAAUUAUAUAACGUUGAUAUAAAAAAAGAACAGGAUGUACGAUCGGUAGAAUUAAAAGAGGAAUUCAAUUAAAUAAUAUAUAUGCCGCAGUUUGCUAGUAAAAACGGGUUAUAAUUUAUCCCUAAAGAUACUGUACAACAUUUGACGCAAUCCUGUCAAAUGUGCCGUAAUGCUUUUACAGUUUUUCUAAUAACAUAACAUCUAGACACUAUUUGACUCUGCUCAUAGCUUGUUCUAAGAAAAGUGUGUGUGUUUUUUUAUAUCAGUGGACUAUUGUAUGUAAUGCGUGUUUUAUUUUUUGAUGUUGACCUAGAUUAAAAUGUUAUUUGCAUAGUUCAUGUGCUCUGAUUACGGACAAAUUCAUUAAUUUUUAUUUUAAUUUUAUUAAUCACAACCAUUUGAAUUAACUAUUAUACGUAAGGUUAGUUGGAUCUAGAUAGAAUAUUGAAAGUAAAAAAUGUCUCAAUGAUGGCCAACAAAUUGUAAUUAUUUAACAGGGUAUACGAAAGUUUGAUAGUAAUAAUAAAUAUUAAAAAAAAAAAUAUAGUUUGUAGUAUCAUCAUCAUUACAGCCCUUAACUGUCCACUGCUGAAUAGGCCUUCCCUUCCCUAGUCCCCUUUUACGACACCCACGUGCAAGGAAGGGCCUAUCCUACGCCAGGACCACACAGCAAGUUUGUAGUAUAAAAUUUACAAUUAUAAAAUUAAUAUAAUUUUAUAAAUUAAAAAACGGGCCGUCGGCCUCUCUUGUCACUGCCAUGUAGACACAUUCUGCACUCAUCAGUAAACAGUACCGACCAAUGCGCAACGCUCCAACACCUCUCGUACACGUCUCAGUUCCUGCUGCACAUCAACACCCGUAAGGUGUCGAUUUCGCAGCGAGGUUGAGACAAUGAAGCGGUCGUCUCUGUCUGAAGUGCACCGUUAGCGGCUCGUUCUUGGUCUCCGAUUAAAGGCACCGGUCUUUUGGAACCGUUUGCAUACUCGGGAUACAGCAGACUGGCUCAAGUGAAGCUGGGCAGCGCCUGCUCGCUGGCUUAACCCUUGUUGUAACAAGGUAACAACUUGAACUUGUGCGGCUUCUUCUGGUGUGGUAUCCAUGAUUUCACGAAAACAAGGAAUGCAAUUUACUGAGAUGUGUACGGGUCAACUUGUGAUAAGCGACUGAUAACGUAAACCGGUAGUGGGCGGGUUUUAUAGCAGGCACAGGUAGCGCAACUCGUGGAUACCUUAUGGAGCAAAUUUUCCUUGACGCCCAAUUAAAAUGCGUCAUUAAAUCAGUGCUUAAGUUUUUUAGGGUAUUGAUGUUAAAUGAGAGCAUA
Molecule: messenger RNA, 3619 nt
Organism: Galleria mellonella (greater wax moth)
Lineage: Eukaryota; Metazoa; Arthropoda; Insecta; Lepidoptera; Pyralidae
Product: prostatic acid phosphatase-like
Exons: 8
Coding region: 148-1407 (419 amino acids)
Biological process (GO): dephosphorylation
Molecular function (GO): phosphatase activity
Source: RefSeq, a predicted model, not a curated record